UCAGCUCUUUAAAAUAAACAACUUCUUCUGCCAGUGGUAUCCAUAGUUCUUGAAACCCUACCAGCUGCAAUCCAGUUCAUAUUUCCUAAUAUUAGAACACACGUUGCCCCCCAUCCCAGCCCCCCCACCAACAAGACCCACUGAUAAGCACACAAAAACAACACAAAGCCUGCCUGGUGGCAGGCAAAAGUCGCAAGUCGCAUUUUGUGUCACGAUGACCGGCAUCCAUCUUGACGGAGGUCCCACCUUCGCUGGUGCUCUGAGAAUGGGCCGGCCUUUUUUUGGGCAUGAACAAUGAGCCGUGGCCCCGCUGACAGCCCGCGCCAUGGCGGCCCGGGUGAGCUCACGCUCUCUUUUUGCGAAAUCUAUCCUGUUGACUCCCGCUUCCCAAAAAAGAAACAGCAUCAUGGGCGGAGGCAUUGUUCCCCGUCUGCCCGUUGAUCUCCCGACACUCCUCCCCUCCCCCUUUUUAAAAGGCCUGCCCCGCCAGCUGAGGCGAUUAGACAAACCCUGGCCGCUGACUCGCCUCCCGUUUCACCCCCUUUUGUGCGAGCUCACGGUCGAGAGGACCAGAGAAACGGUCAUGAGCAUGUUUGGCUACCGUAAGGAGCUGGACAAGUAUGAGGACGUGGACGAGGACGAGCUGCUCGCCUCGCUGACGGCAGAGGAGCUAGAGGAGCUGGAGAAGGAGCUGACGGACAUCGAUCCCGACGCCAACGUCCCUAUCGGACUGCGGCAGAGGGACCAGACCGCCAAGACGCCAACGGGCACCUUCAGCAGAGAGGCCCUGCUGAAGUACUGGGAGAACGAGACCCGCAAACUCCUGGAGGAGGAGAGGUCGGGGUCGAGCCCAAAACAGGAAAAUGACACACAGGAGGACACUGAUAAGGACCUAGAAAGUGUGACUGAGAGCAACAGUGAGGUCUCAGAAGAAGAGGACAGCGAGGAACAGGAGGAGGAUGAGGAGGAGGAAGAAGAAGAAGAGAGUGAGGAAGAAGAAGAGGAAGAAGAAGAGGAGGAAGAGGCUGUUACCGAGGAGGAAGAUGAGCAAGAACGUGAAGAAGAACCAAAAAGAGCAAAUUUGAGCAGCUCCAGUCCAGUGAACAGUCAGAACCUCUGCACGGGCCUGCCAAAAUACAAUGGCAGUGAAGAGGGUGUUAAAAAAGGGCAACCCACCGGCAAUGGAGACGCUGACCUCAAAGUGACCCCCAGCAGGCCCUGCGGGAACCCCACCGUGAUCGAUGAGGCCCUGGAGAAGAUCCUGAGCAACGACCCCGAAAUGACCGAAGUCAACCUGAACAACAUCGAGAACGUCUCCCAGGAGACGCUCAUCAGCUUCGCCGACGCCCUGCGCUCCAACACGCACGUGCGGGUCUUCAGCCUGGCCAACACGCGAGCCGACGACCAGGUGGCCUACGCCAUCGCCAGGAUGCUCCGGGAGAACGCCAGCGUGACCAACCUCAACAUCGAGUCCAACUUCAUCAGCGGCAAGGGCAUCCUGGCCCUAAUGCAGGCCCUGGCGCGCAACAGCACCCUCACGGAGCUCCGCUUCCACAACCAGAGGCACAUCUGCGGGGGCCAGGUGGAGAUGGAGAUCGUCAAGCUCCUGAGGGAGAACACCACCGUGCUGAAGCUGGGCUACCAGUUCGACCUGCCGGGCCCCAGGAUGAGCAUGACCAGCAUCCUCACCCGCAACCAGGACCGGCAGAGGCAGAGGCGGCUCCAGGAGCAGCGUCUGGCGGGGGGGCCCGACGGGCCCGUCAACCCUCGGACCAGCGCCCUGCAGAGGGGCACGCCUUCCCCGUCCCCCUACGGGUCGCCACGGGGCUCCCCGUGGUCCUCCCCAAAGCUGCCCAGAAACGACCAGGCCCGGAAAAAUGCGCCUCCGGCGCCACCGCCUCCCCCUCCUCCACCGCCGCCACCCCCGCCACCCCCUCCUCCUCUACCUUCCCAGCCCGUCCCGGAGAAGAAGGCGCCGACCCGGAACAUCGCCGAGGUCAUCAGGCAGCAGGAGAGCCGGAAGAACCAGGCGGCCCACCCUAAAUCCAAAACUCGGAAAGGCAAAAAGGGAGCAUCCAAGCAGAAGGAGACCUGCAUCCUGAAGGAACUGAAAAAGGCCCUUAGGCCCAUUUCCGACAAAAGGAUAGAGGACACGUCCCGACCCUCCACGCCCCAGCGAUCUGCCCAUGACGACCUCAUGGCUUCUAUUCGUGGGAGCAGCGUCAGACAGCUCAAACGGGUGGAAGUUCCACAGUAUCUACGGUAACUGGACAGCGAAUCAAAGGCUGGGCGGACGUGGAGAAGACAUUGGCCUGCUGCAACCACAACCAUUCAACGUGAACUGUACUUGAUUUUUCCAGGAAGAUAUCGAACGAUUUGCACUGCGGUUUUGUGUUUAUAUGUCAAUUGCAAAACAAAAAACAAACAAAUAAAA
This is a messenger RNA of Anguilla anguilla (European eel), 2434 nucleotides long. Its product is annotated as leiomodin-2-like. The transcript is spliced from 3 exons. Bases 326 to 2266 code for a protein of 646 amino acids. Gene Ontology annotation, biological process: myofibril assembly; muscle contraction; pointed-end actin filament capping. Gene Ontology annotation, cellular component: striated muscle thin filament; myofibril. The record is from RefSeq and is a predicted model, not a curated record. NCBI's taxonomy places the organism in Eukaryota, Metazoa, Chordata, Actinopteri, Anguilliformes, Anguillidae. Gene Ontology annotation, molecular function: tropomyosin binding.